Hippoglossus stenolepis (Pacific halibut) is the source of this 3630-nucleotide messenger RNA. RefSeq names its product transglutaminase 8 (gene tgm8). Gene Ontology annotation, molecular function: protein-glutamine gamma-glutamyltransferase activity. The record is from RefSeq and is a predicted model, not a curated record. The transcript is spliced from 15 exons. The coding region runs from base 78 to 2471 and encodes 797 amino acids. NCBI's taxonomy places the organism in Eukaryota, Metazoa, Chordata, Actinopteri, Pleuronectiformes, Pleuronectidae. Gene Ontology annotation, biological process: peptide cross-linking.
GAGUCACCUGUCAGUGAGCGACUGCCAGGGUUCCUUCACGCUUACAUCUAUCACUGUAGAGACACAGUUCUGCAGACAUGACAGCGGUACCUCCGACGAGUUCUAAAGACAAGACAGCGGAACCUCCGAUGAGUUCUAAAGACAAGACAGCGGAACCUCUGAUGAGUUCUGCAGACAUGACAGAUGCAGCUCCGACGAGUUCUGUGAACAAGAUGGUUAAAGAAUCUAACUUGAAGGGCUUGAACCUCCACUGUGUGACCAACAACUUCUUACACCACACCAGUGAGAUCUCCUUGACGGAGCUGUUUGUGAGGCGAGGUCUAGCCUUCACUCUGACCCUCACACUGUCGCAGCCUUUCAAACCUGAACUUUACCCGCUCACCAUGGUCGCAAUGACAGGUCUAGCUACAUCCGAGGAACAAGGCACAAUUUCGUACUUUGGUAUCCCCGACAGGGUGAAUCGUUCACCAUCAGCAAAGGCAGUGUGGAAGGUAACGCUUGAGAAGGAGAAGUCCUCCCCAGAGAAAGGCGUCUUGGUUCUAAACAUCACCCCCCCGGCUAACGCCCCCAUAGGAGAGUAUAAACUCACUGCGAAAUACAGGGAUGAGGAAAUGUUGCUGGCAAUGCCGACGGUGUUCUUCAACCCCUGGUGUCCUGAUGACACGGUCUAUCUACCUGACGUGAAGGAAAGACAAGAGUAUGUGAUGAAUGAACACGGAAUCAUCUACAAAGGAAGUGGAAACUACAUCUCCUCCCAGAAGUGGGACUUCGGACAGUUUGAGGACGACAUGGUGAGGAUUUGCAUGAAGAUACUGGACCUCAACCACAAACACUUUGAAAACCCAGCUGAAGAUACCUGUAGUCGCUCUGAUCCCGUCUACGUCGGCCGUGUGAUCAGCGCCAUGAUCAACUGUGAAGACGACCAUGGCGUCCUGUUUGGAAAGUGGGGGGGUUCGUUUUACGAUGGGUAUAAACCCUCUCACUGGACCGGCAGCCACGCCAUCCUCAAACGCUGGUACGACUCUGAUUGCCGCCCGGUCAGAUACGGCCAGUGCUGGGUGUUUGCUGGCGUGAUGUGUUCAGUGAUGCGUCUGCUGGGCAUCCCCUGCCGCGUGGUUACCAACUUCUCGUCAGCCCACGACACUAACAGCAACCUGACCAUCGACGUGUACCACGCAGACUACGGUGUCGCAGAGAAACCUUCUCCUGACAGUGUUUGGAACUUCCAUGUGUGGGUGGAGGGGUGGAUGAAACGUCCAGACCUGGAGGAAGGUGAUAAGUACGACGGCUGGCAAGUUCUGGAUCCGACGCCACAGGAGAUGAGCAACGGUGUUUACUGCUGCGGUCCAGCCUCAGUCAAAGCCAUCCGGAGCGGAAACAUCGACCUCAAGUACGACAUCCCGUUCGUCUUCGCUGAGGUCAACGCGGACUGUGUGGACUGGCUGCUCAAAGCUGACGGCUCGAAAAUAAAGAUCUUCUCCGACACCAAGAGAGUCGGCUUGAACAUCUCCACCAAGUCUGUCGGCUUGAACAAGAGGAGGAACAUCACCGACACCUACAAGCACAGGGAGGGGACCCCCAAGGAGAGGAAUGUCUUCAAGUACGCCCUCACCAGAGACUUCACCUUAGACGAGGAGGAGGACAUGGAUUAUGAAGAGGAGGGGGAGAGCGGGUCAGAGACGGAGAACGAGACAGCAACGGAGAUUGACACAGGAGCAGAGAAUGGGACGGGAGGAGCAGGUGAAGAGAAGGAGGGGAACGAGGCGGUGAUCGAUACCUCGGGAGGAGCAGGUGAGGUCGUCCCGGAGGUCAUUGCUCCGCUCCCCGAGGUGUGCAUUCGAUUUGAGGAGUUGUCCAAACCAAUGAACGGGAAGGACAUGAGCAUGAAGCUGUUGCUGCACAGCAAGUGCACUUUCUCCAGGCCGCUGUCCAUCAACAUCAACGUCCAGGCCAUGGGCUACAACGGCUCCUCGGCCGGGAGCAUCCAGUCCGAGGUGAAGAAGGAGACGCUGCAGCCUGGGAAAGAACUGUCCGUCCCCAUCCUGGUCCCGUUCUCGGCCUACCACAAGCUCAUGGUGGAGUCUGACAGCAUGAAGGUUACAGCCAUGGUCCAUGACAAAGACAAGAUGGACCAAGUCUACCUGGCGGAGAAUGACAUUGUGCUGAUGGAUCCUCCUUUCACCAUAAAAGUUCCCAAGAAAACCAAACUGCACCAAGAAACCAGUGGAGUAUUGAUUUUCAAGAACCCGGCAAACGAGACGCUGACGGGAUGCACACUGACUCUGUCUGGAAGUGGAAUAUUUAAAAAGGAGGAGGAAUGCAAGCUCCAGGACCUGGGACCAAAACACCAGUUCCGUAUCAAGUUCUUCUUUUAUCCCUACAAGAAGGGAAAGAAGACGAUCAUGGCCAACUUCGACUGCUCCACCUUCAGGGACAUCCAGGCCACCUGCAAGAUCAAAGUCAAAAAGUAACGUCUCAACUCCGCAGAGUCUCGUUCAAACAGCUAAAACCUCUUUUUCCUCACAGUUGUUUUAUAUUUGCAGAAGAUUUAUUGAGCUCAUGUUCAGGUUUGUUCUGGGUCAGAUGUCUUCGCUACAACAGGAACUAUUCUUCAUCUGUCCCGUGUCACUAACGUUAUCAAACACACACACACACACUCUCGCUCGCUGUGAAUGUUCCGGACAUUCCUCCGCUAUUUCAGGAAAAUGUCUGGAGUUCAGUGCGGCUCUGAAAACAGCUUCAUACCAAACGAGAGGAGAGAAACCCUGAAGAAGCAUCAAUAAUCUCCUGUUCAAGGACAGGAGGUAUCACACAGUCUCUGGGGUUUAAUGCAUCACAUUCGUUACUUGGUUUAACUUCGUUCAGUGACCUUUAUAAGAGAGAUAACAAAUGUGUGUUUCUCAGUCAAAUGUCAGUGCAGGGUACAAAAGGUUUUCAACAAAACGCUGUGAACUUUACUCAGAACCAAGGUGCUUUCUCGCAGCUUUGCAUUAUACACUUUUAUAUGGUAUAGCCCGGUGAUGGACCACUGCUUAAAAAAGAAGAAAAACGAGAAAGAUGCCAAACAUAUGACACAUAAAACAUUUAAAUGUAUCUAUUUAAAUACGUUGAUUUCUUUUUAGGUCUGACUUUGAUCCCAGCUGGUUUUUGAAGUCUGAUUCUGAAAGUAGAUUCUCAUCAGAAUCUUUAAAUUUGUUUGAACAAAGUUACUCAGUCGUUUUACUCUUGAAGAGAAAUCUCCUGCAGGGAUCUCCGGGUAACAGCGGCCUCUGCUGGACAGACAGAAGACAAACUCUUCAUUCUCCAAAAUAGAAACCGAACAACUGCUGCUCCCUGUCUCAUGACGCGUUCAGGAAAACAUGGUAGAAAAGGGUUUCAACUCAGGGGUGAAGCAGGUUGUCUCUUAUCGAAGAUUUCAGGCCAAGUCAAGUCAACAACACAACCGCUGGUGACCGAAUAAAUGAAUAAAUCUUCAAACGUACAAGGGAUAUUCACCAUCUUGUCCUUUAUUCUAAAAUGUAGACACAAUGGGAAAUGUUCAUGUUUUUUUUGUGUUUCCACGGUGCUUUGCCACGGAGAGUUUUUCUUUCUCUUGUUGGAGGUCAAUAAAGAUCUGAAGUGAAAAGAGUC